UUACACACCGAACACAAAAGAAAAAAGAGAAAUAAUCAAACAAAGGUGCAAAUGUCGGUGGAGCAACAAACAGAUGCACAAACACCAUCCAAAUUUGUCUAUGAAGAGUUUCAACCACCCUCUGAUUGGGAUCAUGAUAAAGAAAGUGACACGCUUAUUCUUAUGCUUCCAGGAUUUCGAAAGGAUCAACUGAGGGUUCAAGUGAGCUCAAAUCGUGUCCUAAGGGUAUCUGGUGAAAGAAAGAUAAGCGAGAACAAAGGGCGUCGAUUUCGCGUAGAAAUUCCUGUUUCUGAAACCAAUGAAACCAAUGGAAUCACUGCCAAAUAUGAAGCUGGAAUGCUAUAUGUAAGAAUUCCCAAAGUGAUGAAGCCGCCAGCAACAGCAACAACAACAACACCACCAACACCAACACCCACACCAACAACAACAGCAACACCAACAACAACACAAGAACCGUCUGAUGAUCACACACAAAAUGCUCAACCUUCUGAAAUUGACAAAGCUGCAGAACAUUCCAAGGCUGAGCCACAAACACAACCUCAUGAACCUAAGGCAGAAAAAGAAAAAGGAGAAGAUUCUCAAAAGGAGAAGCACAAAGAAGAAGAAACAGAUACCAUUAAUAACAAAACUUUUACUGAUAAAGUUCAGGAAACUACACAACAAACACCAUCCCUGGAACAGAAAGAAGAUCAUGAAGAAUAUUCUCGAAAGAAGUCAAUGAAGGAGAAUGGUAAAGUAGAAAAAGAUGCCAAUGCAGCUAUAGCAGAAGCUGUGAGCCCUAAAGCUGAGGAAAAAAUGCAUGGAACUAGUACUCAUCAUGAUGAGUUGGGUAAGAGUAGUUUUGUCAAGAUGAUCACAAUGUCAUCUAUCAAGGCCAUGAUUUGUGGUUUGGUGGAUGAAGUUAAAAAGCAAAACAAAUUGCCCCAUGUUGUCGCUGCCAUCUUUCUUCUGUUGAUGACUGUGCUCUACAUUAAGAAUGUAGUCAAGUCAUCUUUUGGAGGACCCAAAAGCCAUGAUGAGUUUUAG
Molecule: messenger RNA, 1026 nt
Organism: Abrus precatorius (Indian licorice)
Lineage: Eukaryota; Viridiplantae; Streptophyta; Magnoliopsida; Fabales; Fabaceae
Product: inactive protein RESTRICTED TEV MOVEMENT 2-like
Exons: 2
Coding region: 52-1026 (324 amino acids)
Source: RefSeq, a predicted model, not a curated record